AUGCCGUAUGUGACUGCGGUCCUGGCAAACCCUACCCAAAACCAGAUCCAGGUACAGGCGAAACCGUUUGUCAGCCCCCCUGCACUUGUGAUGACCUUCUGGUAUAGCGUUCAUAAUCACUUCCCAAACCCAUCCAAGGCAGGGAACGAAAGCAUCUUUGGCGGCCACGAUUUGAACCGAUCCUGGAGUUACCACCUCGUCGAUCUGCGCCGUCAAUCUUGA
Puccinia graminis f. sp. tritici CRL 75-36-700-3 is the source of this 222-nucleotide messenger RNA. RefSeq lists its product as uncharacterized. The transcript has 2 exons. Lineage: Eukaryota; Fungi; Basidiomycota; Pucciniomycetes; Pucciniales; Pucciniaceae. Bases 1 to 222 code for a protein of 73 amino acids. The record is from RefSeq and is a predicted model, not a curated record.